Molecule: messenger RNA, 1911 nt
Organism: Carlito syrichta (Philippine tarsier)
Lineage: Eukaryota; Metazoa; Chordata; Mammalia; Primates; Tarsiidae
Gene: MCOLN1
Product: mucolipin 1
Exons: 13
Coding region: 120-1715 (531 amino acids)
Cellular component (GO): lysosomal membrane; plasma membrane
Molecular function (GO): NAADP-sensitive calcium-release channel activity
Source: RefSeq, a predicted model, not a curated record
CAGAGACCGAGCGGCUCCUGACCCCCAACCCUGGGUAUGGGACCCGGGAGGGGGCUUCACCAGCCCCUCCAACCCCCCCAGAAGAGGAGGACCUCCGCCGUCGUCUCAAAUACUUUUUCAUGAGUCCCUGUGACAAAUUUCGGGCCAAGGGCCGCAAGCCCUGCAAGUUGAUGUUGCAGGUGGUUAAGAUCCUGGUGGUCACUGUGCAGCUUAUCCUGUUCGGGCUCAGCAACCAGCUGGUGGUAACAUUCCGGGAAGAGAACACCAUUGCCUUCCGACACCUCUUCUUGCUGGGCUACUCGGAUGGGGCAGAUGACACCUUCGCAGCCUACACGCAGGAGCAGCUCUACCAAACCAUUUUCCACGCUGUGGACCAGUACCUGAUGCUGCCGAAUGUGUCCCUGGGCCGGUAUGCCUAUGUCCGCGGAGGGGGCAGCCCUUGGGCCAAUGACUCAGCACUGGCCCUCUGCCAACGAUACUACCACCGCGGCCAUGUGGACCCCGCCAAUGACACCUUUGACAUCGACCCAAUGGUAGUCACUGACUGUAUCCAGGUGGAUCCCCCCGAGCGAGCCCCUCUGUCCCCCAGUGAUGGUCUCGCCCUCUCGGAUGGCAGCUCCAGUUACAAGAACCUCACGCUCAAAUUCCACAAGCUGGUCAAUGUCACCAUCCACUUCCGGCUGAAGACCAUCAACCUCCAGAGCCUCAUUAACAACGAGAUCCCAGACUGCUACACCUUCAGCGUCCUGAUCACAUUUGACAACAAGGCGCACAGUGGGCGAAUCCCCAUCAGCCUGGAGACCCAGGCCCACAUCCAGGAGUGUAAGCACCCCAGUGUCUUCAGGCACGGAGACAACAGCUUCCGGCUCCUGUUCGAUGUGGUCGUCAUCCUCACCUGCUCUUUGUCCUUCCUGCUGUGUGCCCGCUCACUGCUGCGAGGCUUCCUGCUACAGAAUGAGUUUGCUGGGUUCAUGUGGCGCCAGCGGGGCCGGGUCCUCAGCCUGUGGGAACGGCUGGAAUUUGUCAAUGGCUGGUACAUUCUGCUGGUCACCAGUGAUGUGCUUACCAUCUCAGGCACCAUCAUGAAGAUAGGCAUUGAGGCCAAGAACCUGGCGAGCUAUGACGUCUGCAGCAUCCUUCUGGGUACGUCAACGCUGCUUGUGUGGGUCGGCGUCAUCCGCUAUCUGACCUUCUUCCACAAAUACAACAUUCUCAUCGCCACUCUGCGAGUGGCCCUGCCCAGCGUCAUGCGUUUCUGCUGCUGUGUGGCCGUCAUCUACCUGGGCUAUUGCUUCUGUGGCUGGAUCGUGUUGGGGCCCUAUCACGUGAAGUUCCGCUCGCUGUCCAUGGUGUCCGAGUGUCUGUUCUCACUCAUCAACGGGGACGACAUGUUCGUGACGUUUGCGGCCAUGCAGGCGCAGCAGGGCCACAGCGGCCUGGUCUGGCUCUUCUCCCAGCUCUACCUCUACUCCUUCAUAAGCCUCUUCAUCUACAUGGUGCUGAGCCUCUUCAUUGCACUCAUCACUGGCGCCUAUGACACCAUCAAGCACCCGGGCGGCGCAGGCGCAGAGGCGAGCGACCUCCAGGCCUACAUAGCACAGUGCCAGGACACCCCCACCUCCGGCAAGUUCCGCCGCGGGAGCGGCUCAGCCUGCAGCCUCCUCUGCUGCUGUGGAAGGGACGCAUCGGAGGAACAUUCGCUGCUGGUGAAUUGACUGGACCGCGACUGCCACUCACUUGACCCCGGACUGCGGGGACCCCCGCUUAUUUAUUUUUAGGGUUUGCUUUUACGAGUCGGCUCCUGCCGCGCCCUGGGAGAGCCUUGGUCAGUCAGGCCGGACCCUGGAGGGUGGGGAGACAGGGGUGGGGUGGGUGUUAAAUAAACGGGAAAAUAAACGUGCCGUUCUCCUU